AUGUCAGAUGAAAGCUGUGCAAAAAAAGCGCUGAAAUGUGAGAGCCUUCGCGAGGCCGCUAAUGGAAAUCAACAUAUUGCCAACGUUUUCGUUGUCGACGCUAAGCGAAAAAUCAUUUUAUUGUCUUCCAUCGCUUUGGCAGUUAAAAACACAUUAAAUGCCUAUUUAAUUAAAAUCGCAAAAGCUGCCAUAGUCCUCCGCAUUCGUCUGGGAGCAUAA
Clunio marinus is the source of this 219-nucleotide messenger RNA. The record is from the annotation of a GenBank genome assembly. Lineage: Eukaryota; Metazoa; Arthropoda; Insecta; Diptera; Chironomidae.